AUGGACUCCCCGAGUCCCCGUCUCAAGUGGCUUAAGCCUCGUUGGAUCAUCCAUCCCGGUCUCGGAAGAAUUGCUACCAAAAAAUAUUCGAGCGGCAAGCACUCGAACGGCUCAAAAAUAUCUUCAAAUGCUCUCCAGUCGCUUUCGCACCAUGAUCCUUCGACCCGUGUCUUCGACUCGAGCUUCGAUAAUUUGACGAUCCCUCAUAUCGGAAUCAUUGAACGGCAAUUCGUACUCGACCCUUUAAUUGAGUCUGUUGACCCUUCUCGUGAAUUUGUGGCCACGCAGACAAUCCAUCCAGAGACCGGGACACCAAUCGAAGCACUAGUGGCCGAUCUGAAGCAAAAGACAAGCAGCUCGGCGGAAACGACGGGCAGGGGAAGUGUCAGGAAGACACAUCUGAUCAGGGGGCCGGGGUGUCAGACAUUGGAUCUGAUUAGCCGGACCCAUCUGAUGUCGAUUGUAAACUGCACACCGGACUCAUUCUUGGAUGGAGGGGCAUCCUUAGCGGUAGAGGAUGCGGUACGGAACUCGUUGGAUGGCCGAGACGGAGAUCGGACGGACCGUACCCGUGAUCAGGCAGCUACUAUUGCAGGCGCGACCAUCGUUAACGAUGUCUCCGGCGGGGAGGCCGACGAGGCCAUGCUCGCGACCGUCGCCCGCUUUGAUGUGCCCUACAUGCUGAUGCGCAUGCGCGGGAAACCCCGGACGAUGACCCAGCUGACUAGCUACCAAGACCGAGACGUCGUCGCCGGCGUCCGCAGGGAGCUUGCCGCGAAGGUAUCAAACGCUGGGAGUUGGAACCUGAUCAUUGAUCCCGGCUUCGGCUUUGACAAGGACCUAGCGGGCAACUAUCAGGACUGUCUACGAGGCUUUCCGAUCCUUGUCGGCCUCUCCCGCAAACAAUUCCUUGCCAAACUCCUCACUCUCCCUCCCCCCGGUACCACUACAACCACCACCCCUCCUCCGCCUCUCCUCCGACCCGACCAACAGUUAAUCCCUGCUAUUGUUGCCUCAACUAUCGCCAUUUGUAACGGGGCCCAUUUGACCCGCGCUCAUGAUACUAAAAUCAUCAAGAAAGUCAUCAACAUUGUCGGCGGUAUACGCGCUUUCAAUUCUUUCUAA
Messenger RNA from Puccinia graminis f. sp. tritici CRL 75-36-700-3, 1125 nucleotides. RefSeq lists its product as uncharacterized. The record is from RefSeq and is a predicted model, not a curated record. The transcript is spliced from 8 exons. Gene Ontology annotation, molecular function: dihydropteroate synthase activity. NCBI's taxonomy places the organism in Eukaryota, Fungi, Basidiomycota, Pucciniomycetes, Pucciniales, Pucciniaceae. Gene Ontology annotation, cellular component: mitochondrial envelope. Bases 1 to 1125 code for a protein of 374 amino acids. Gene Ontology annotation, biological process: tetrahydrofolate biosynthetic process.